Effrenium voratum is the source of this 501-nucleotide messenger RNA. NCBI's taxonomy places the organism in Eukaryota, Dinophyceae, Suessiales, Symbiodiniaceae. The record is from the annotation of a GenBank genome assembly.
AUGAAUGUGCUAAGCCACUCUGAGGAGGACUGGGCGGACCCGCGGUACAGGGCCACCGGGGUCUUCGCGCCCUCCCAGUUUGCGGCCACAGGGCUCCACGACUUUUGGUUCGCCGGCGCCUCUGCGUCCCUGGACGCCUUUGCGGCCUGGGGAGAGCAGCGGGAGGCGCUGCUGCCUCGCUUCGGCCUGCUGUCCGAGGAGAUCCCGGUGGAUGUGGGGCACUUCUACACCUACCUCCACGCCAAACAGCUUGGCCUCCGCCUAGCCUUCACAGGCAUCAGCUACUUGGACUACACACUGGUCCGGUACAAGGACUGCAAGCUUCAAGUGGGUGAGGAGAUUCAGCCUCCGGACAUCUUCUGCAGCCACUGGGAGAUCAGCAUCAUGAGGCAAUGCCAGAGCUGGCUGCCCAAACCCCACGGCUGGGCGCGCGGCCUGUGCCCUGUGGCCGGCCGCCGCGCCCUCCUGGCGCCCGGAAGCCGCAGCUGCGGGCGCUUCUGA